Molecule: messenger RNA, 1031 nt
Organism: Aricia agestis (brown argus)
Lineage: Eukaryota; Metazoa; Arthropoda; Insecta; Lepidoptera; Lycaenidae
Exons: 2
Coding region: 86-1015 (309 amino acids)
Source: RefSeq, a predicted model, not a curated record
UACAUGAAAUAUUAUUGAGCGUAAAUCCAGCGGUCCUUUCUAAUGAAUCGGCGGGGAAUCGCGAAACAGUCAGUCUGCUGCAGCCAUGCGCGGCCGCGCCGGCGUUCUCGUUCUCGCCGCUUGGACAUGUAUUAUUCACGCGGAGCCGCACGCGCCGCGUAAAAUUUCAAAUUCGAAAAAGGAAAACAUCCAGCAGAUCGCGUCGUGCGUCGAAAGUUUGGGGGUGUCGAAAUGUGUGGGCGCGUACGGCCUGUGGCGCGCUGAUAAAGCUCUCGGGCACUCUGACACUAAUUUAUUCUUUCCGUGGGCCGAGUAUUCAAAUUUGACCAACGAGGACCUGUACUCGAGACUGUGCGAUGGCACCGAGCGUCUGCUGCAGCGGAGGUCGCUGUCCAUGAACAUCACUGAUGAUUACACGCUGCAGUUGGGGGUCACCCGGAAUGGAUCGAUCAAUAUUGACGUUAAUGCAGCGAACGAUCCAUCAUCCGGGCGAGGCAGCAUGAAGAAAAUGCACAAAAUGAUCAGCAAAGUACUCCCUCUGUUGGUAAUCCCCGGCCUCAUCAUGUCCGCCAUCUUGCCAUUCUUCUUGCCCUCCCUCAAAAUGAUGACCAUGGCGGCCGGGAUGCUCAACAACAUGGCUCUUUCGGGGGCCGUCUUCACUCUACUCAGGAACAACGUUUUUGACGAACAUAACAGAAAGAGAAUUAUUUACAUAAAUAACGGGUACGACAAACACAAGUAUGAUCAACCACACACACAUGAAAUCAUCGAGGAUCCGUACGAUAGCAAAUUCAAUGGACUGGAGACGCACGAUUUCAGAGACUAUCACCUGUACGAAGUCAACAAUCCUCUAUUCGGAAGUCACUCGCAAAUAGACACUCAGUGGCUGAAAAUUCCCGAAGAAAAAGUAAAGAACGUACAAAUUCUAAACGAAUCCAUCGAACGGGAGUGGACCAAAAGUAAAAACGUAAGAAGUAAGGCACCCAAAGAUACAAAGACGAAAAUAAAACAAUAAUGACUGAUGGUAAAUA